This is a messenger RNA of Oryzias latipes (Japanese medaka), 2011 nucleotides long. RefSeq names its product pantothenate kinase 2 (gene pank2). The record is from RefSeq and is a predicted model, not a curated record. Gene Ontology annotation, molecular function: pantothenate kinase activity; ATP binding. Lineage: Eukaryota; Metazoa; Chordata; Actinopteri; Beloniformes; Adrianichthyidae. Gene Ontology annotation, biological process: coenzyme A biosynthetic process. Gene Ontology annotation, cellular component: cytosol; nucleus.
UGCAGCUCUAGAUUGAGUCCGGGUCUGAGCUCGAAAACUCCUCCGGAAAUCUUCAUUCUGUCAGGCAUUGAACAUUUAUGUGGCCGUGUGGUGAAUUCCAUGGCGUCUAACGGCCACCAGCUCGAUGACACCGCGGACGAAGACGAGACGCCCUCGAAGCAGCCGAGGUCCGGCUGCUCCUUCAGCCAGGAGCCCCAGAAUGAAGCCGCCGCGCCCGCAGGAAGAGCGACCACAGAGCGGCGGACGUCUAACUCGACGACGAGGCACCGGAAAAACUCGAUGAAGAAGACGAGGCCGCCGUUUCCCUGGUUCGGGAUGGACAUUGGAGGGACUCUGGUGAAGCUGGUGUACUUUGAGCCCAAAGACAUCACAGCAGAGGAGGAGCAGGAGGAGGUGGAGAACCUGAAGAGCAUCCGCCGCUACCUGACCUCCAACACCGCCUACGGGAAGAGCGGCAUCCGGGACGUCCACCUGGAGCUGCAGGAGCUGACGCUGGACGGCAGGACGGGAAACCUGCACUUCAUCCGCUUCCCCACCCACGACCUCCCCGCCUUCCUGCAGAUGGGCAGAGACAAGCACUUCUCCAGCCUCCACACCACCCUGUGCGCCACAGGGGGGGGCGCCUACAAGUUUGAGUCGGAUUUCCGCAGGAUGGCCGACCUGGAGCUUCACAAGCUGGACGAGCUGGACUGCCUGGUGCGGGGGGUGCUGUACAUUGACUCGGUGGUGUCCUGGGGGGCGUCGGAGUGCUACUACUUUGAGAACCCCACAGACCCGGAGCAGUGCGUGCAGAAGCCCUACAAUCUGGAGAACCCCUAUCCUCUGCUGCUGGUCAACAUCGGCUCCGGGGUCAGCAUCCUCGCUGUGUACUCUGAGAACAACUACAAACGCGUCACUGGGACCAGCCUCGGCGGCGGGACCUUCCUCGGCCUUUGCUGCCUGCUGACAGGCUGCUCCACGUUUGAGGAGGCCCUGCAGAUGGCCUCUGAGGGGGAGAGCACCCGCGUGGACAAGCUGGUCCGGGACAUCUACGGAGGAGACUAUGAGAGGUUUGGACUGCCGGGCUGGGCUGUGGCGUCAAGUUUUGGCAAUAUGAUGUCCAAAGAAAAGAGGGAGUCGGUGUCUAAAGAGGACCUGGCCAGGGCCACCCUGGUCACCAUCACCAACAACAUUGGCUCCAUCACCAGAAUGUGCGCUCUGAACGAGAGCAUAGAGAGGGUGGUGUUUGUGGGGAACUUCCUCCGGGUCAACACCCUCUCCAUGAAGCUGUUGGCCUACGCCAUGGACUACUGGUCCAAAGGCCAGCUGAAGGCGCUCUUCCUGCGCCAUGAGGGUUACUUUGGUGCGGUGGGGGCCUUGCUUGAGUUGCUGCAUCGGACCUAGUCCGUCCCACCAUCGUCCAAAGAGAAGACUUGAUCUGCUGCACUUUAGACCCCCCCCCCCCCCCUGCGGGGGCCGUCCCCCUCCUUCCAGCGGUUCCUGUGGAGGACAUGGAGGUGGCCUGACGACGUUCCUCAGGGGAACCUUCCGUUCUGCAGCUUGGAGGGUUCUGGGCCUGGUCUUUCGGACCGGUCCUUGAUGUUUUACCAUAAACCACAAAGUUCUGUCCUGAUUCCAUGAAGACCUCCUGAGCCUGAUCUACCCAAUGCUGGGGGGCAUUCUGUUCUCAGGAUGUUCUUGGGUUCGGCUGGGGGAGGGACCCUAAAGGGCUGUAGUUCAGGUUUGGACUUCUGAAGAGCUGGAUGUUCACGUGAGCCCCCACCCUUUCAGGGGAGACUCACCUGUAGUGAUCUGUUCCUGAGGUCCUCGGUCUUUUCCAAAGGGGGGGUCUUCACAGUUUGCCUCAGUUGGUCCGGCAGCGUUCAGAGGGACCACCAGGAGGCACCACCCGUUCCAGAAGUGCCUCCCGCUUCAGACGUGGGGCUUUUCAGUGUUCUCAAAUGUUCUACUGUUGUUUGAGCUGUAAAGUUUGGCACCGUUAAAAAAUAAAGUUUGUAAAGUUCUGCUCUGA